UAUCAUUUUCAAAUAAAAAAAAUCCAACGGCUGCUGUUUUCCUUUCACGAGAAGUACAGUAUAACUAUAAGUAGCUUUUGAGCUGCGUUUCUGAUUCUUUUAUACUCUUUGGAUCUCGGACAUUGUCUUUGCAUUCUCGGUUCAGAUGGAUUGGCAAGGGCAAAAGCUAGCGGAGCAGCUGAUGCAGAUAUUGCUCUUGGCAUUCGCUGUGGUGGCGUUCGCCACUGGCUAUAUAUCGGGAUCGUUCCAGAUGAUGGUCCUAAUCUACGCUGGCGGUGUGGUUCUGACCACAUUGGUGACGGUCCCUAAUUGGCCUUUCUUCAAUCGCCACCCUCUCAAGUGGUUGGACCCCAGCGAGGCUGACAAGCAUCCGAAGCCGCAGGAGGCCGUGAGUGCCAAGAAGAAACCCGCUAAGAAAUAGGUCAGCUAUUUUGAUCAUAGUAUUGGCAUUUGGUAGGGUUGAAAGUCAAUGCUUUGUUUGCCUUUUCUGAAAUUGAUUCGGUGUACUUGAUUGCCCUAAAUUUCGAACAUUUUAGACGAUGGAUAGAAAGAAUUUUCUUUUGGUUUUUUUAUAAUAUAGCUGGUAUUGUUAUAUUUA
Molecule: messenger RNA, 598 nt
Organism: Juglans microcarpa x Juglans regia
Lineage: Eukaryota; Viridiplantae; Streptophyta; Magnoliopsida; Fagales; Juglandaceae
Product: probable signal peptidase complex subunit 1
Exons: 2
Coding region: 146-421 (91 amino acids)
Biological process (GO): protein targeting to ER
Cellular component (GO): signal peptidase complex; endoplasmic reticulum membrane
Source: RefSeq, a predicted model, not a curated record